Dichomitus squalens LYAD-421 SS1 is the source of this 853-nucleotide messenger RNA. RefSeq names its product histone-fold-containing protein. Gene Ontology annotation, biological process: nucleosome assembly. The transcript has 4 exons. Bases 130 to 585 code for a protein of 151 amino acids. The record is from RefSeq and is a predicted model, not a curated record. Gene Ontology annotation, molecular function: structural constituent of chromatin; DNA binding; protein heterodimerization activity. Gene Ontology annotation, cellular component: nucleosome. Lineage: Eukaryota; Fungi; Basidiomycota; Agaricomycetes; Polyporales; Polyporaceae.
ACUGUCCCCUCGUCCUCUCGCGUCCCAUUCACACUACGACCACUUCGAACAGUUGUAAAGUGCAUACGCUUCCAAGUUGCACGCGAACCGCACCUCAAUUGCCGCAUUUCCACUUAGCCAAUCCUAGAAAUGGCCCCGAAGCCCGCAUCUACCGCCGGGAAGGCCCCCGCCUCUACCGCUUCCAAGGCACCCGCAAAGACGACCUCUGAGGGCGGUGCGAAGGGUGCGAAGAAGACCGCCAAGGCGGCGAGCUCUGGCGCAGGCGGCGAGGGCGAGAAGAAGAAGCGCAGGAAGGGCCGCAAGGAGACGUACUCGUCUUACAUCUACAAGGUGCUCAAGCAGGUGCACCCCGACACUGGUAUCUCGAACAAGGCGAUGGCGAUUCUCAACUCAUUCGUCAACGAUAUCUUUGAGCGUAUCGCUACGGAGGCGUCGAAGCUUGCGUCGUAUUCUAAGAAGUCGACAAUCUCGUCACGCGAGAUCCAGACGGCCGUGCGCCUAAUCCUGCCUGGUGAGCUUGCGAAGCACGCCAUUUCGGAAGGCACGAAGUCUGUCACGAAGUUCUCGAGCGCAGGAGCCAAGUAAGCGUCUUUUGUGAUGAUUGGCUCUGGGUGGUGCACGUGUCUCGACGAUGUGGUGUUGUUGUACAACGUCGUACGAUAUCGUGAGGAGAGUACGGUUGGGGGGGAGCUCGACGUUGUUGUAUCCCUGUCUAUGCGGUCCCCGCGUUAGGGCGGCCUUGUAUUGUAUGAUUCCUAGUCUCGUGUUGUCUUUGUCUCUUAUCUCGUAUCUGUUCGCCCUUCUGUUCGUCUAUGGUACCAUUCGAAUGGAUUCACUAUGCGCCAGGCACAUG